AUUUGAAUGGACAAUAAGAGUGGGUUGUUUGUAUUUUUAUUUAGUAGCUGCGGGUGUGGAUAAUUAUGAUUACAUUUUCUCAAUUAUUACUUGUUUACUGCGUGCAUCUGACACUAAAGAUGGCAUUUUCGGCUGAUCCAGACCACUGUCCAGGUCAACGAAUUAAAUGUUACAGUUGUAAUUCUGUUGAAGACAAUCACUGUAAUGAUCCAUUUUUCCGACAACCACAACAGACCAAAUCAUUCCCUUUAGUAGAUUGUAAUGAUUAUUGUUUUAAAUGGGCUUUUCAAGGUCCAGAUGGACAGAAACAUUUAAUAAGAAAUUGUUCAACAAGUUUAAAUAUGAAAAUGGAGAAAUAUUUAGUUUGUAUAGCUGAAUCACGAUCAUCCAUUGGUCAUUUAUGUUUUUGUAAUAAAGAUAAAUGGAAGCAUUUGGAAAGAAUUUGUCUUAUGUAACAGGAAAAGAAGAAUACCUUUAAGUUAGUUGAUGAUGACUAUUAUUUUCGUUGUUCUUUUUAUUUAUCUUUUUUUAUUGUAAAGGGAAAUAAUUACGAG
Molecule: messenger RNA, 554 nt
Organism: Schistosoma curassoni
Lineage: Eukaryota; Metazoa; Platyhelminthes; Trematoda; Strigeidida; Schistosomatidae
Source: the annotation of a GenBank genome assembly